AUGAAUCGACAAAAUGACAUUGGUGACAAUCAAUACCUUACUGUGUAUGAUGCUAACGAACGUACACAUGCACCAUGGCAGGGCAACACUGACGAAGCGAGGACUAAUCGCGAAUGCGGCGACGGACGCACUUCGGAUUGCUGGCUGGGGGGUCGGCAGGAGGAGUGGAUGAAGGAGUUUGGGCUUCAGCAGGAGAAUUUUGGGCUUCAGGAGGAGGAGUUUGAGCUUCAGGAGGAGUUUGGGUUUCAGGAGAAAAUUGGGCUUCAGAAGAAGGAGUUUGGGUUUCAGCAGGAGGAGUUGUGGGUUCAGCAGAAGGAGUGGAUGAAGAAGUGGACGGAGAAGUAA
This is a messenger RNA of Peronospora farinosa, 345 nucleotides long. Lineage: Eukaryota; Oomycota; Peronosporomycetes; Peronosporales; Peronosporaceae. The record is from the annotation of a GenBank genome assembly.